UGCCUGUGUCCACACCUGGCCCCUGUGAUCUAGACCCCUCCUCUCCCAAGUGAGUCCCAGGGAAGCAUCUUCCUCGUGGGAUGGUAGUUUGUGGUGUUUGUUCAUAGAUUGACCCUGGUUGGUAUUAAAAUAACCUGGGCGCUUUUAAAACCAAACCCAUGCCUCUGGUCCCCGCCACCCUGGAUUCUGUUUUAAUUGGUCCAGGGAGAGGCCUGGGCAUCAGGAUCUUUUUCAAAGCUCCCUACAUGAUUCCAAUGUGCUGCUAUUUGAGAGCUGCUGGUUUAAUUGAUUAAGAUCUUUGAAAAGUCCUUGUCCUAAACCAGUGGCUCUGAACGCAGGGGACAUCUGGCAGUGUCUUGAAGACAUUUCUGGUUAUCACAACUGGUAGUGUUGGGGCGUGGGGGGUUGCUGCUGGCAGAAGCCAGGAAAGCUGUGACACUUGCAGGACAGCUCCUACCGCAGAGGACUAUCCAGCCAUAGUGCUCAGGUGAAAACCCUGUCCUAACCUAAAACAAACACGAAGGCUGGGAAAAACCAAGAUAGGUAAUUUGGGUUAUUUGCUCCAGCAGCUUAGGCCCAUUCAUUUAGAAAGAGCCAAGAAUGCCAAAGGCAGUUUUAAUUAUUUUAUUCUGCCUGUCUUUCCCUGGAAAUGGGCUGCUAUCACCGCUUGUGUUUUUCUCACUCUGUAGGCUCACGCAGACCUAUGUCACGAUCUUCAUUCCAGUGCUUCCUGCAACCUUUCUGUAUACGUUGCAAGUUAAAUACCUGCUCAACCAGGGAAUCGUCCUGCCCCAGGUCAUAACUGGAGUCGCUGCCAACGUUGUCAACGCCCUCGCCAACUAUCUGUUUCUCUAUCAACUGCACCUUGGGGUGAUGUCCCUCUGUGGGUGGUCCCUCGAGUGCCUGCAGGACUGGGCCUCCUUCCUGCACCUGGCCAUCCCUGGCAUGCUCAUGCUGUGCAUCGAGUGGUGGGCCUACGAGAUCGGAAGCUUCCUGAGCGGUACCCUCGGCAUGGUGGAGCUGGGAGCCCAGUCCGUCCUGUACGAACUCGCCCUCAUUGCGUACAUGGUCCCCACGGGCUUCAGCGUGGCUGCGGGUGUCCGCGUGGGAAACGCGCUGGGUGCGGGGAACAUCGAGCAGGCAAGGAAGUCCUCCGUGGUGGCCCUGCUGGUCACAGAGCUCUUUGCCGUGGCCAUUUGUGUCCUGCUGUUGAGCUGUAAGGACUUUGUGGGCUACAUUUUCACUACGGACUGAGACAUCAUCACUCUGGUGGCUCAGGUGGUUCCCAUCUAUGCUGUAUCCCACCUCUUCGAAAGUCUUGCUUGCACGAGCAGUGGCAUUCUGAGGGGAACUGGGAACCAGAAGGUUGGAGCCAUCGUUAAUGCCAUCGGGUAUUAUGUGGUCGGUCUCCCCAUCGGGAUCGCACUGAUGUUUGCUACCGAGCUCGGAGUGAUUGGUCUGUGGUCAGGGAUCGUCAUCUGUAUAAUCUCCCAAGCCGUGUGUUUUCUUGGCUUUAUUGCUCGGCUGAAUUGGACAAAAGCCUGUGAAAAGGCUCAAAUACAUGCCAAUUUGAAAGUAAAUAUGACCCAGAAUGGGAGUUCUGCUCUCUCUCAGGAUGCUCUUCGCACAGUGGGCCCCGAAAACCGUGGAGGCAUUUUAAUGAGAGAUGCUGGAGAAAAGGACAAGCCUCAGCUGGAGCAGCAGAUGCGCCAGGACGAGGCUUCGCAGGUCCACCUGGAGGGCAGCGCUCGGUUGUCCAGGAAGCAGUUGGUGCUGCGGCGAGGGCUCCUGCUUCUAGGGGUCGCUUUCAUCUUGCUCGUGGGGAUCUUACUGAUGAUCUUUCUCAUCAGCACCGUCAGUUCCAUGCUCUCUGGACAUCUGGGCAAAGUGGAGCUGGACGCUGUGACCCUUGCGGUCUCGGCAG
This is a messenger RNA of Galeopterus variegatus (Sunda flying lemur), 1924 nucleotides long. Its product is annotated as multidrug and toxin extrusion protein 1-like. The annotation marks the transcript as partial. The record is from RefSeq and is a predicted model, not a curated record. Gene Ontology annotation, molecular function: antiporter activity; xenobiotic transmembrane transporter activity. Gene Ontology annotation, biological process: xenobiotic detoxification by transmembrane export across the plasma membrane. Gene Ontology annotation, cellular component: membrane. The transcript is spliced from 14 exons. Lineage: Eukaryota; Metazoa; Chordata; Mammalia; Dermoptera; Cynocephalidae.